UUGAGUCGGGGACAGCUCCCUGCAGCUAAGGAUUAUCCAGGCUGGGAGGUCCUGGUCUAUACCGUCCUGCCUCAUGUGGGUAAUGUCUACACAGCGCUGGUUUUCAAAAGCAAAUAGAGAGGUUCUUUCUUGGCUGAUGGGAACAUCCGUGCCCCCGUCUGGCUCUGGCUCCACUGACCAGCCUGCCUGCUCCCGUGGUUCCCAGUGUCCCGCACUUGGGGCUGGCAGCUGUGCACUGAGGUGACGUGGCCGGCGGCCGGUCAGCCCUACCUGCUCUCCGUGCCUGUGUUCGCGGCUGUGAUGCUGAAGAAGCAGGACCGGGGGCUCCAUCAGUAUCGUCUGGAAGCCGCCUACACCCUCCACCCCCAGAAGGACCACUGGCUCCCCCAGGAAGCCUCAGCCCACCUCUUCAUGGGCACGCCCAGGUCAGAAGUGCCCCGGGACGUUGGGGUAGACGUCAGCUACAGCUGGCCCCGGAGGACGUUCCGGCUCAAGCUCCUCCAUCCCAAGAAGAAAAUUGAGCUGGACGGAAAGCUCGAGACCCUCCAGGAUGCUCACAUGGGUCACCUGGAACUCAUCCUGGACGACAGGCAUGUCUACUACAUCAAGGGCCGGAGCAACCUGUGGCCAGCAGCGGGUGGUGAGGCCCAGCGGUUCGAGGCCCAGCUGGAGGUGAAACUGGUGACAGCAGGCAGCCCUGUGGUCCUGGCCGGGAACCUCAGCCGGCAGGUGGGCCGCAGGUUGGCCUUCUCCGUAUCCCUGAGCAACUUGCUGAGUGACCGGGCCCACGUGUCAGCGCUGCUGGAGAAGAAGGCAGAGCACGGGGUGCAGGUGGUGGCCCUGGGCGGCGAGCUCCUCCUGCCUGGGCUAGUGGGGCUGCGGGCCCUGGGCCGCCUGCAGCAGCGGGGCCGCCUCUGGACCAGCUCCCUGAGGAUCAAGUACGGCCUCCUGGGUCACGCAAAGCAGCUGGCGCAGGAGUGCAGCACCAGCCAGAGGCUGCAGGCAGAGAGCGGCCCAGAGGCCGCCUACAAGCUGGAGCUGGACCACGAGCUUCACUGCACACAGAUCCCGGCAUGCAGCCACAAGGUCCGGCUCCAGCACGAGGAGGGCUCUGGCCACCUGCACUCGCAGCUGGAGGCGAGCUACGGCAGGCACUGGGGUGACAGCAGCAACAAGAGGCGCCUCCGAAUCAGCCAGACCUUCCAGAACGACUCGGGCCCAGCCCUGAGCAAGUACUUCAUGGAGUUUGUGCUGCAGGUGCCCGAAAGGCAGGUGGAUUACCGUAUGCAGCUGCACCACCUGAGCCUCCGCUGGCCCCACGUGGAGAGCAGCACACACCUGAAGGUGCAGGACAAUGGGCGGCUACCCUUGGUGGCAGGCUUGCAGUGGAAGGACACAUCCAGGGCCACUCUGUGGAAGUGGGAAGGAGCCUUGAACUUGGAUAGUCCGUGGCUGAUGGUCUCCAUGGCUCACAGGCUGUACUGGCCCCACCGAGCCACGUUCCAGGCUGUGUUGGAGCUGACACUGGGCAAAGCCUGGACCCUCAAGAAUUUGGUGAUGAACGUGGCCUGCAGGAGCCAGGGCCUCUACAGGGCGGGCAAGAUCCACAUCUACACCCCCGCCACCACCUACCUCCGGGUUUCCACAGUGACAGCUUUGGCACAGAGCCUCUUUCACAGCCGGAGUGAAGUGGAAUCGGCCUGGAGUGCAGCCCUGCACAGUGAGAUCCAUGCUGAGAACAGCCAGGACCGUAAGAUCCUCCACUGCUGGUUGAAGGGUCCCCAGCGGGAGCUGAACCUCACAGCGGCCUACAGGCAUGUGGAGCUGCCCUGGAAGAGCCACUUGUCGCUGACGGCUCUGGGGGCCAGUGCCGGGGGCCAGCCUCAGGGCCUGCAGGUGGAGGGUGAGCUGGAGGAGCUGACGCGGGACAGGAGGUCGUACCAGAAGCGGGGCACCUUCCUCCUAAGGCACCUGCUGACUCUGCCCAUCCCCCAGAGCAUCCUCCUGCAGGAGACCUUCGUGGCAGACGGGCAGCUCCAGCGUUACUCCCUGGAGACGAGGGUCGUACUGGAUGGCCAGGAGGAGACCCUGCAGACCGUAGUCCUGGGCUACCAGGCUGGGCACCCCUAUGUCUGUGCUGGCCUGACCCACCCGUACAAUGGCACGGCUGUCCCCAGGAACUUGGAGGGGUGCGUGGUCACUUGGAAUCAGCACGUGGCUAAGAACAGGGACAUCGAAGCCACUCUGAAAGUCAACCAGAAAGUCUUGCUGCACUUGAAGGGUCUGCAUCACGACAGAUCUCAGCGCGGGGACAUCUGGCACAGCCUGGCCCUCGAUGUGGCUCACUCCUUCCAGCUGAGGUUCCCCCAGGCCCUGAGUUUGGAUGCAGACGUUGUCCUCAGACGGAGUCCCCAGGGAGCAUUUGACUGCCGUGUGGACGCCCAGGCUGCAGUGGACCACAAUGUCACAUCCCAGGUCUCAGUCCGGCUGAACCAGUCGGACUCCCGCUUGGUGUUUUACCUCCAGCUCAGGCAUCCCCAGGGCCCAGCAUUUCCUCCAAACUUACAGGUGCAGGCGGCUGCUGGGCGCCCCAAAGAGCGCAGCCUCAAUGGCUCCCUGUCUGUGCACGUGUCUGGCGAGGAGCUGGUUCUGCUGGAGGCCAACACCAGCCAGGAUACCUGGAGAAGCAGCCGGGGCUGGGGUCUGAGCGUCCUUCUCCGCCAGGAGGUUCUCAGAGCCCCCAAGGCUGUUCAGCUGCAGCUGUCCGGCAAGGUCACCCCAGCCAGGAUUUGGCUGUUUUCCAAGGCUCUGGUGGACCGCAACGCAGUGCAGCUUUUCCUCAAGGCAACUGAAGAGCAGAAGCGAGGUCGCGUCCUGACCCUGCAGAGCCAAGCCCACCACACAGUGGCCGCCUGGGCAGCCGUGCCCCGUCUUCUGACCCUGAGGGGUGUGCUGAAGCAGAGGGAGAUGCUCAGAGAGGGUACCGUCAAGGUCACUGCCGACUCAGCUCUGCUGGGAUUCCUCCUGCGGGACAAGUAUGAGAAGGCAGGGAAUGGCACCAAUGUGCACAGUGUGACCUGCAUCCUCGCCCAGAAUGGCAGCCAGACCUUGCCAGGAGAGCUCCGGCUGAGGGGGCGACUGCAGGCCCAGACAGGGAGCCUUGGGGGCCAUGCCAGCAUCCGGGCUGACGCAGCCAGCCUAGCUCUGGGUGGGGUCUGCGCCUGGGGCCCUGAGCACAGCCAGCUCUCCGGCAGCCUGAGCCACGACCUCAGCACCUUGAGUGAAGCAGGAUUCCCCUCGGAGGCUGGGAUGCUCCUGUCACUCGCCCACACGGCUUCCAACGUCUCAGUGCAUGUGAUGUUGCAUAGUGCGGAGGGUCAGCUGGAUGCCGUCCUUGGCCAGGAGGGCCCGGCCACGAGUGCCCCCGGCAGCCAGCUCCGCGCAAGCCUUGGCCAUACGGUGCCCUGGCUCAGGCGCUGGGGCCUCCCCUUUUCCGUGGACGGCCGUGGGCACUUGCAGACCAUGGGACCCAGUCUGGUGGCCGGGCUGAUGGUGAGCAUGGAUGGCGAGGAGGAGCUUCCCGUGGCCCUGGAGAGAAGGGGAGCGCAUAACCCCCGGAGGCUGGUCCUUGGGCGGCAGCACGAUCUCUCGUGGUUCCAGGUCAGCUGCAGCCGAAACAUCUCGAUGGACCAGCUGUCAGGGCUCUGCUUGGGGGACAUGGCUAAGUGGCCUUUUGAGAAUCCGACUGUGCUGUCCUUGAACGGCUCCCUCCGGGUCCACACCUAUGGAGCCAGCCUGGCGGCUCGGGUAUCUUCUGGGAACACCUUCGCCCAGGCCCACGUCCACACGGCCGGCGGCCACCAUGCCUGCCUGGACACUGGUCUCCAGCACACGUGGCCUCCACUCGAGGCGCUGGGGGUUCCCCCCAACAACCACCUCCAAGUGUCCGUGGUGGGUGACGACCCACCCAGGGCUCAGCUGGAGGUGACCCUGGGCUCGUGUGCCCUAGCUGCCCACGGGGAUGUUCGGACUCAGGCCAACGCCACACACAACUGGACCCUGGACCUGGUGAAUCACUGUCCCCUGCUGGAGGCAGCAGGAGUCCCUCAGGCCCUGCACUCCGAGGGCAGCCUGAGCUGGGGCCCCUGUGAGUUCGACUUGGCUGCCGGCCUCCACAGUGACUAUGGAGAUGCCCACCUGCAGCUGGCCCGCAUCUCCGGGCCCCAGACCUCGGUCCUGGGGCACCUAACCCACUCCCUGCCCCUGCUGGGCCACCUGGGGCUGCCACCCAAGAACACCAUUAGCCUGAUGGCCCAGCCCGGCCCUGCCACCCUUGGCUCCCUGGCCCUCCAGAUGGGGCCGUGCCAGCUGCAGGGAACACUGGAGCAUCAUGCUGGGAACCGAAGCACAUGGAUGCUGGCCACCAAGCCGGGCUGCCCCCUGCUGGAGGGCCUGGGCCUCCCAGCAGGGACACAGCUCAGCGGCUCCCUGCAGGCCUCAGGUGGGGAAGCAGAGGCAUCAGGGGUCCUCACAGUGGCCAACCAGACCGCCUCCCUGACUUUGGCGGUGGCCUUGCCCCCAUCCGAGGCCACACUCCAAGCAAAGCUGAGGCACACACUGCCUGCCCUGCAUGCCAUCCCCCCAGAGACCUCGCUGGCUGUCCGGCUCAGGCGGGAGUCCGGGCACCUGCUGGGCCUGGAGCUGCGCGCAGGAACCUGCGAGCUUCGGGGCAGCGGUGAGCUGCAGCUGGGCCGCCAGUGGCAGUGGCGGGUGCUGGCCGAGAGCUCCUGCGAGGCCCUGCAGGCCCUGGGGGUCCCAGGCCAAGUGGAUGGUUCUGGCUACAUCAUGGUGAAUGCUAUGGCUGUGGAUGCCCAGGUGCUGGUUACUAUGGAUGCCAGCAUGCUACGGGGGCUGCUUGUCCUCAAGACCACCAAGACCCAGCAGGAAGUGAACUUGCUGCUCACACACAACCUGCCCCCGCCUGGCCCCUUGGCCCUCCCAUCCCGUAUCCUGCUGGACCUGACCACCGAGAGGCUCGGACCCAGCUAUAGACACGCCCUGAGGGUCGGAGUGGAUGGCAGACAGGUGUCGGAGGAGCUGACCUUCACUCAGCAUCCAGAGCACGUCUCCCUGGCCUGCACGCUCCAGCACAACAUCCCCGCACUGCGGACGCUGUGGGUGGAGGACAAGCUGGACCUGCAGGUCUCCAUGGAUGUUCAUGACAGUGGCUCUGGCUUUGAGAAUUCUGGACGCGUCUCGGCAGGUCCCGCAUCUCUGAACUACUCUGUGGACCUCUGUCACCGCAAUGGGCACCUACAGUUCUCUGGCUGGAGCGAGCACAACAGCCAGGCCCUGCUGCAGGUGGGCUUCCCAGGCGAGGCCCACAUCAGCGCUGCGCUGCAGACUGAAGAGACCCAGACCCAGGCCCGUGUAGUCCUGCAAGGUGGAGACGGUGGGGUCAGCGUGGAUGUGACAGCCCUGGUGGUCCAGCCAAUGGAUGGCCCCCUGGAGCUGAUGGUCAACACCAGCCACACGGCACCUGCUCUCCGGAGGCUGGGCCUGCCCUUCGCCAGCCAGCUCGUGUGCCGAGAGCUCUGGGCAGAGGGAGAGGUGAGCUUAUCCCUGCAGCUGACGUGCGAUUCUCAAGCCAGCCUGGUCCUCAACAUCCAUGGCCAGAACCGGGCACUCAGGAAAGAGCUGCAGCUGUCAGGCCAGCAUCACCUCCCCAUCCUCCUAGGCUGCUGCCCCAGCAGAGCCUCAGCCUCAGCCAAGCUGCGAUACUCGGAGGGUGGAGCCGAGAGCACGUUUGUCUUGAGGAUGGAGGAGCAUCAUUUCCACGUCGGCACCAGGCUCGUAGCUGCCAAGAACAGUCUUGCCAACAUCAUCAAGCUGGAACAGACCUUCCCCCAGCUCAGCGCCCUUCCUGGGGAGCUAGUCCUGCAGACCUCAUAUGAGCAAGCCCGUGGCACCCGUGUCCUGUACCACUCGGUGCAGUGGGACGGCCAGGAGGUGGCCUUCAAUGGGAGCCUCAACGGGAGCCUCUCCGGGCCUUUCCUCAAACCCACUGGGACUCUCGCCCUGCAGAUGGAGCUGACACACCCGCUGCCCCUCUCCCUGCCACAACACUGCAGCUUCCGCCUGGCCUCCGAGCACUCGCAACGCGGCCACCAGGAUGACCUGGUCAUGGGCUGGGAUGGCAAGAACCAGGUGGCGCUCUCCUCCUCUCUGCAGCUGGGGAAGGGCCAGCUGGCUGCCUGCCUGGCCCUGGCUCACCCCUUCAGCCUCUCCUGGCGGCGAGCUGAGGCCUGUGGCCGUGCGGUGAGCAGGGGCGGCAGGCAGAGCCGGCAGGUACAGCUCACGUGGGACAGAGGGCAGCCUGUGACCAUGCAGCUCACCUGGGCCGACAGGUCCUCAGCACACAGCACCACCCGGGAGGGUUGCCUGGUCGCCUCGCUGGGGCAGCAGCUCCAGGAAACCUGGGGCCUGGGCGCCCUCAGGGCCUGUGGGGCCUUAAUCCAGACCCCAGCCAGGUUCCACCAAUGGCUCCAUCUGUCCUGGGACCGAUGCCAGAUGCAGCAGAACCUGACGUAUGAGAGGCACCAGCCAUCUGGCCCAGACAAGAUCCUCGCUGAGGCCACGCUAGAGCACGCCAUGGCCUCCUGCACCACACAGAGGUUCCGGGGGGCCGUGGAGACGGACUACACCCGCUGGCUGCGCCACUCCCUGCACCUGGGGCUCUGCCACCUGCCCCAGGCCCUCUCAGUCUCCGGCGAGCACUCCCUGGGUGGCGGAGAGCUCCUGCUACAUUCCAGAUUCCAACUGGGCCUCGCCCCGGACCCAGAGCACGGCCUGCAACUCAGCCUGACCCUCCGCAACCACAGCAGGCCCCGGAUGCCUGACUUUUCCGGGGAGCUGGAGCUCUACGGCCCCAACGUUCAGCAGCUUAGCCUGCUAGGCAGGGUCUCCACCUCAGCUUCUCAAAGCUUGGUCCACCUGGAGGGAAAUGUGGACGACGGGGACGAGAAAGUGAGGUUGUCAGUGUCCCGGGCCCCAAACUGCCUCCAGGCCUCAGUGGCCCACGUGGAAGGGAGUCAAGAGGAGAGCAUGGUGCUGCGGGCGUGUGCCCACAGGACGAUGACCGAGGUGGCGGCCCUGCUCCAGGACAGUGGGCAGCCUGUCCAGCCCCUGGGACGCCUGACCCUGCAGGCCGCCAACCAGAGCCUCCGCUUGGCUGCACAUGGCUGCCAGGGGACCCUGCUGGGCCACGUGGAGUCCAGGGUGGUGGCUCUUGGGGCCCAGGUGCAAGCCCGGCUGGAGCAGAAGAUCCACGGCUUGGACGCCUAUGUCAGAAGGUUCCAGCGCCUGGUGCAGCCAGCAGGCGCCCUGGACAGCGCAACAGGCCCGCUGCGGCAGCUGUGCCAGGCUGGGCUGGGGGCCAUGCGGGAGAGCGGCCAGGCACUGGCUGCUCUGUGGUCCCAGAGCCAGGCCAGGGAGGCACUGACACAGCACCUGCUGCCGCACCUGGAGAGGCUGCAGGCGGGGCUGGAGCAGCUGCGGGAUGAGCUGGAGCGGCCCCUGGCCACCCUGAAGGAUGCCUACUUGGAGGUGACGCUGCGGCCCCUGGAUGAUGUGUGGCGGGAGCAGGCCGAGGAGGCUGCGCGGCAGCUGCAGGCCUGGGUGUCUGGGACGCCGGGGACCUGGGGAUCCAGGCCCAUUGGGACGGUGCUGGAGGCCACGUGGGGUGCCCUGGAGCUGGCCACCCCGCAGUUGCUGUCUUGGGCCGAAGCUGCGCUCUCCCGGGCACUGAAGAGGCUCUGCAAACCCUUGCUGGACCUGUACCGCUUCUCCACCAGGGAUCGCUCAGUGGUGGUGACACUGCCGCUGCUGCCUGCAGGGGAUGAGCCCCUGGAUGUGGCCCGAGUGAUCAGCCACCUGGUGGAGGAGACACUGCUGCGGCCGCUCCGAGAGCUUUACAGGACCAGCGUGCUGGCUGAGUACCACCAGCUCAGACACCGCCUGCUGGGGAGCCCCACUGGAUACCAUGCUGUGGUAGCUGGGGCCAGGCACCUGGUGACCUUCGACGGCCGGGUGUGGGGCCUGGGCGCCCGCUGCGGCAGCCUGCUGCUGGCCAAGGACUUCGCCCGGAACACGUUCUCACUGACAUUAAACCAGGCAGGCUCGGGGCUCACGUCCCUGACUGUGGAGCUGAAUCACACCGCCCUCGUCCUGUACCCUGGCCUGAAGACCUACAGGCUGUACGGCUCCUCCCCGCCUGGGGUGCGCUGUCUGGACCUGGAUCUGCCUCCUGCCGAGACCAGGAGGGACGUUUCCAGGAUCGAGCUGGACAAUGAGGACGGUGUCUCUGUCACCUGUGACGUCCAAGCCGGCCUCUGCAGCCUGACUCUGAGCAUCUGGCAGCACGGCCUGUCUGCCGGCCUCCUGGGCACCAACGAUAACGAGGCAGGCAACGAGCUGAUGCUGCCGGACGGCACGGUGGCUGGCAGCCUGGAGGAGUUCAGCCUGGCCUGGCAGGUGAGUGGUGACUGCGAGGCUGUGGAGAAGACACGACCCGCAUGCCCAGGACAGAGCCCCGCCUGCCAGGCCCUCUUCCAGGACCCCCGCUCCAGCCUGAGGAGCUGCUUCGGGGUGGUGGACCCCGCGCCCUUCCUUAGCCUGUGCAUCCAGGACCCCUGUGGCACCCAGGAGCACCCACCUGCCUGCAACCUGGCAGCCGCCUACAUCCACCUGUGUGCCCGGGGCUCCGUGCCCCUGGACCCUCCUCCACAGUGCGUUUGAGAAGUUGGCCGGAGCCAGCACCGGGCUGCCCAAGUUAUAGACUCCCUCGCUUUCUACCACAAUUCCCUCUCGUGUCGGCAAGGUCAAGAUUCUUGUCUGGGGCAGAACGACCAGCACAAAAACGCCAGGAAGCUCAAAGAAGCUCAGGAAAGAUACAGUUCCAGGAGAGCAAGCCUGUUAGUCAAUAAUUUCAAAAUACUUCCAGGGGUGAUAAAGCCCGCGCUGGUCUGCAUGAUUCUUCGCCUCCCCCAACAGCUGCACUGUGACUAAAACACAGCCUGGCCUGCUGGACCCACCUCUGGAGAGCAGACGCCAUUCCACCAACUGUUUUUUUUUUUGGUUUUUGGUGUGGUAUGGUUCAUUUUUCUGCACCUGAGAUAUGCAGAAGUUCCCAGGCCAUGGGUCAAACCUGUGCCACAGCAGUGGCCUGAUCCACAGUCAUGACAACACCAGAUCCUUAACCGCUAGGCCACCAGGGAACUCCCCAGCAACUAUUCCUGCCCCAGACAUUUACUCACUUGCUCAGCAGCUAUUUCCAAAGCUUCUGCUGUAUGAGCCAGGCGGCCUUGGGUCUUCCUAGAUUGCGACUGGCCGCCCCCGCCCUCUCCUGGGGUCUCCUGAGGCAUGAGGUCCUUUGAAGGGAACUGAUGGUCCCAAAUCCCGUUAAUCACAAGCCUGGGAGUUCCCAUUGUAGCUCAACAGGUUAAGAACCCUAUGUUGUCUCCUUGGGGACCUGGGUUCAACACCCGGCCUUGCUCACUGGGUUAAGGAUCUGGCACUGCUGUGAGAUGUGGUGUAGGCUCACAGAAGCAGCUCAGAUCUGGCGUGGCUGUGGCUGUGGCGUAGGCUGGAGGCUGUAGCUCCGAUUCCACCCCUCGCCUGGGAACUUCCACAUGCCAGAGGUGCAGCUGUUAAAAGAAAAAACUCCACAAGCCUGGUUAGGUGCUUCCCUCUUCCGGGUAGAUCCUGACUCUCUCUAGGGCUGAAUUCCAGGGGGCACUUGAGAAGGACCGUUUCCACCCACAUGUGCUCUGGGCACUUGGGCACUCUGAUUCCAAAGGAACAGCCUUCAAAGUUGUUCAUUUUCUUUGGGGGGAGGCUUUUCCCUUGAGUUUUCAACUGAAAAAACAAAGCUGGGAUCACCCAGCCCCGGGAGCCAUGGGGCGGGGCUUGGGUGGUUUUGAAACCUGCCCACCAGUAGGGGGCCCCAGAGCCCUCUCUCCACUGAGUCCUAGAGCCCAGGGUCCAGAGUUGAGGGUGAGGUGCCAGCCAGGAGGAGCCGGGCCACUAGGAGGCCAGACGCCAGACUCACUGCCCCUGGCCUCCCCACCCCCACGUAAAUCCCUGGCACACAGUAGGUGCUCUAUUAAGCGGAGAAGAGGGAAGAGAGACGGAGUUUUUAGGAGUGGAUGGAAAGAAGGAGCCGGUCCUGCUCAUUCCCACACUCUGCGGGGGCGGAUGGUACCUUGACUGAUUGACCUGCGCCGUGUUGCCAUGGUUACAACCCACGACCGGAAUCCGGGCACUGCUCUUGGAAAGAUGUUUGCUCUUUUCUCAGAUUUUAUAAUAACCCAGUGAGAACGGACGACCCUCAUGUAAUGGAGGCAGCAGCAGGCUCAGAGGCCACGGGACGCACCCAAGGUCACACACCAGACCGCCAGGCUGGCGCUGAUCUGGGCCCACCUGCCCCCAAAGCUGCCCACCCACAACCAUCUGUCUAUACUUUGGCAACAGCCUUGUGCCACACACAGUCACACUUACUGCACUUUGCAGAUGCUGCGUUGCAUUUUUUUGUUUCGUUCUGUUUUGUUUUUUCACAAAUUGAAGGUUUAGGACAACUCUGCCUGGAGGGAACCUAUCAGCACCACUUUCCAACUGCAUUGCUCAUUCGUGUCUCUGUGUCACAUGUUGGUAAUUUUCAUAAUAUUUCCAACAUUCUCAUUAUGAUUGCACAUGUUAUGGGGAUCUGUGAUAUUUGAUUGUUACUACAACUAGUUAGCAUUUUUUAGCAAUAAAAUAUUUCAUGAAGAU
This is a messenger RNA of Sus scrofa (pig), 10827 nucleotides long. RefSeq names its product apolipoprotein lipid transfer particle homolog (gene APOLTP). Gene Ontology annotation, biological process: lipid transport. Lineage: Eukaryota; Metazoa; Chordata; Mammalia; Artiodactyla; Suidae. The record is from RefSeq and is a predicted model, not a curated record. Gene Ontology annotation, molecular function: lipid carrier activity.